AUGGGAAAGUUUAUAGGUCAUUUAUACCCAGGGCUAUAUCUUUUCUCUUAUGGACUGUAUCAGGCCGCAGUGGUCUCUAAGGCCAUGAUAGUCAGUGACUCACUCCUCUAUCUUUCAUGCCCCCCCAGGAAUAAGGGAAGAUGGGCCAGGCUGUGGAGAAUAUCCUACGGAGGUUUGCUGAAGAUGGUGACUGGCUCCAUCUUAACAGUUUAUGUGGUCUUCUGUCUUGAUGAUAGGAUGGUGCUCAUGGACAAGAAGUACCCACCGAGAUUUCUGUACCCCAAAGAGUGGCAGCAUCUCACCAUGUUCAUCCUCCUCACCCUCAAUGGCUGUGUAGAUGUCAUGAGCAGGAAUUUGCUGCCUCAGAGGUGUGUGCUUCUAGAAAAAGGUACCCUGGUCCUGACCUUCUACGUGCUCCUGCUCUUGUUGGUAUCACAUGUCCAGGACACAACAGGGAUAGAGCUUCAGAUUCAUUAUCUGCUCAUCUUGGUGGUGUUCCUAUUGAUGCUGGUGUUGACUAUAGAGCUGUGGACUCCCGACACAUUUCAACUCUUGCUGAUUGAGGCUUUUCUGUUUCUGAUGAUGGGCUCUUGGCUGAUGCAGGCUGGCUUUGUUCUGUACAGGCCAGUCACUGGCUACCCAUGGCAGGAUGAUGACAUCAGUGACAUCAUGUUUGUCACCACCUUCUUCUGUUGGCAUGUGAUGAUCAAUGCCUUGUGUCUGCUGGGAAUCUAUGGCCUCUCUGCCCUCUGGCAUCGUUGUCACUGCCCCAGCUUGAAGCUGAUGGGAUCCAAAGAAGCUCCAUAUCACAAGGGCACAGUAGGACCCCUUUACAAAUUGCUGCAGGAAGUGGAGCAGUCAGAGAAAGAUGAGCAGGCUCUUCUCCUUUCAAAAAGCUCUUCCUGA
This is a messenger RNA of Nyctereutes procyonoides (raccoon dog), 906 nucleotides long. Its product is annotated as transmembrane epididymal protein 1-like. Bases 1 to 906 code for a protein of 301 amino acids. The record is from RefSeq and is a predicted model, not a curated record. NCBI's taxonomy places the organism in Eukaryota, Metazoa, Chordata, Mammalia, Carnivora, Canidae. The transcript has a single exon.